AACUAUCGAUAUCGAUAACGCCGGUUGCGUGUCAGCACUAUUCGCACUGAAACAACAAAACACGCGCAAAAAAAAAAUAAGGGAAACUACUUUGUUUACCAGGUUAUUAAGCAUCCUCAUCUAUCCGAGAAUCCACGAGUCCGGCAGAGAUGGACAUCCUUUUGGCCAACGUGAGUGGGCUGCAGUUCAAGGCGGAGCGGGAUCUCAUCGAGCAGGUGGGCGCCAUUCCGCUGCCUUUUUACGGCAUGGACAAGUCCAUUGCGGCGGUCUGCAACUUCAUCACCAGAAACGGCCAGGAGUGCGACAAGGGAAGUGCCUGCCCCUUCCGACACAUUCGCGGGGACAGGACGAUCGUGUGCAAGCAUUGGCUGAGAGGACUGUGCAAAAAGGGGGACCAGUGCGAGUUUCUGCACGAGUACGACAUGACCAAGAUGCCCGAGUGCUACUUCUACUCGAGGUUCAACGCCUGCCACAACAAAGAGUGCCCCUUUCUGCACAUCGACCCCCAGAGCAAGGUUAAGGACUGCCCCUGGUACAAAAGAGGCUUCUGCCGCCACGGUCCCCACUGUCGGCACCAGCAUCUGCGGCGUGUCCUGUGCAUGGACUAUCUGGCGGGCUUCUGCCCCGAGGGCCCGUCCUGCAAGCACAUGCAUCCCCACUUCGAGCUGCCCCCACUGGCGGAACUGGGUAAGGAUCAGCUGCACAAGAAACUGCCCACGUGCCACUAUUGCGGCGAAGUGGGCCACAAGGCCAACUCGUGCAAGCAGUAUGUGGGCAGCCUGGAGCACCGCAACAAUAUCAACGCUAUGGACCACUCCGGCGGGUACUCUGGACACUCCGGUCAUUCUGAGGGCGCCGAUGACAUUCAAUCCAAUCACCACAGUCAGUCGCAUGGUUCCGGGUUCGUCAAGGUGCCCACACCUCUGGAGGAGAUCACCUGCUAUAAGUGCGGGAACAAGGGUCACUACGCGAACAAGUGUCCCAAAGGCCACCUCGCCUUUCUCUCCAACCAACAUAGUCAUAAGUAGGACGCUCUGCUCUGUAUGAUUAGACUGUAAGAGUUCAGAAAUAAAGGUCGAAAAGGGGUCUGUAAGGACCGCUGUGUAGUCCAGAGGUCGUAGGAUCCUAACUGCCGCAGGUGAACGUUUUAAUCAUUUUGUGUUUAAAGUGUAUGUUAAGAAAACUCGCUUGCAUUUUCGAAAAUGCCCCAAAAACUGCCAGUAGAACGUAUUGUGUUAUCAGCGAAAUAAACUUCCAUUAAAAUAAUAGU
This is a messenger RNA of Drosophila erecta, 1270 nucleotides long. RefSeq names its product cleavage and polyadenylation specificity factor subunit 4 (gene Clp). The coding region runs from base 150 to 1028 and encodes 292 amino acids. Gene Ontology annotation, molecular function: RNA binding; zinc ion binding. NCBI's taxonomy places the organism in Eukaryota, Metazoa, Arthropoda, Insecta, Diptera, Drosophilidae. The record is from RefSeq and is a predicted model, not a curated record. The transcript has a single exon.